Mesorhabditis spiculigera is the source of this 564-nucleotide messenger RNA. NCBI's taxonomy places the organism in Eukaryota, Metazoa, Nematoda, Chromadorea, Rhabditida, Rhabditidae. The record is from the annotation of a GenBank genome assembly.
AUGAAGUUGGUCGAAGCGCACGACACGGUGACUUUCCCCGACAAUGUCAGCUUCACUGUAAAGAACCGCAUUGUCCAUGUCAAAGGACCUCGCGGAUCCCUACAACGCGACUUCCGCCACCUGCACAUGGAGAUGGAGCGCAUCGGCAAGAAUAAGCUCCGUGUCCGCAAGUGGUUCGGCAUCCGCAAGGAACUCGCCGCCAUCCGUACCGUUUGCUCCCACAUCGAGAACUUGGUCAAGGGCGUCACGAAGGGAUACCGUUACAAGAUGCGUUCCGUCUAUGCUCACUUCCCCAUCAACAUUUCGCUCCAAGAAAAGAACACCAUGAUCGAAAUCCGUAACUUCCUUGGCGAGAAGAUCAUCAGGAGAGUCCCCCUUCCGGAGGGCGUCUCAGCCGUCAUGUCCACAGCCCAAAAGGACGAGCUCAUCAUUGAUGGCAAUGAUAUCCAGAAGGUUUCGCAAGCCGCCGCACGCAUCCAGCAAUCGACGACCGUGAAGAACAAGGAUAUCCGAAAGUUCCUUGACGGCAUCUACGUGAGCGAGAAGACCACGAUUGAGACGGAA